AUGGCUCCCGACCCAGCACCUCCCCUUCCCCUAGCCGCAAACCGCGCCGCCCUAUCAAACCGGAUAUCCCUCCUCCUCGCCUCCCAAUCCUCUGUCCUAAAGACCAUGAACCUCAGCAAACCAACCGCUCCCACAACCAAGCGCCGCACUACCAUACCAGAAAACGACAACGACGACGAUCUCGUGCGCGGCUCGCGACCGAAUGAAGGCGUGGGAUACGUCCCGGAUAAGAAGGAUGCGCAGAAACUUGGAAAUUCAAAGGAGGAGAGGAUGUUGAGAGGGAGGUUGGGGAGGGAUGGAAAGGUUGUUAAGAAGGGAAAGGUGGAGGAGAGCGAGAGUGAGGAUGAUGUUGGGAGGAGUGCGCUGGGGAAGAGGAAGAGGCCAAGAAGAGAGGUUGAACCUGAACCUAAACCUGAGCAAGAACCUGGGAAAGAAGGCGUUGAGGAGAAGAGUGUCGAGGUCGAUGGCGACGUUAGCAUGAAAGACAGUGAAGCCAAGGAUGAGGCGCAAGCAGUGACACCAAGCGAUCAAGGUGCAAAGAAGCGCAAGAAGAAGAACAAGAAGAAGAAGCUCAAGGUCAAGAACGCAGAAGAGAAGUAG
Fusarium vanettenii 77-13-4 is the source of this 600-nucleotide messenger RNA. RefSeq lists its product as uncharacterized. Lineage: Eukaryota; Fungi; Ascomycota; Sordariomycetes; Hypocreales; Nectriaceae. The transcript has a single exon. The coding region runs from base 1 to 600 and encodes 199 amino acids. The record is from RefSeq and is a predicted model, not a curated record.